Elgaria multicarinata webbii is the source of this 2365-nucleotide messenger RNA. RefSeq names its product fibroblast growth factor 9 (gene FGF9). Lineage: Eukaryota; Metazoa; Chordata; Lepidosauria; Squamata; Anguidae. Gene Ontology annotation, biological process: lung development; positive regulation of gene expression; fibroblast growth factor receptor signaling pathway. Gene Ontology annotation, molecular function: fibroblast growth factor receptor binding; growth factor activity. The record is from RefSeq and is a predicted model, not a curated record. Gene Ontology annotation, cellular component: cytoplasm. Bases 60 to 686 code for a protein of 208 amino acids. The transcript is spliced from 3 exons.
UGCUGCACACACAAAAAAGGCGACCUUCCCCCCCUCCUCUUCCCUCCCCCUCGCUCCUGAUGGCUCCCUUAGGUGAAGUUGGGAACUAUUUCGGGGUCCAAGAUGCGGCGCCUUUUGGGAACGUGCCGGUCUUGCCGGCCGACAGCCCGGUCUUGCUAAGCGACCACCUGGGGCAGUCCGAAGCAGCGGGUCUCCCCCGGGGGCCGGCCGUGACGGACCUGGAUCAUUUAAAAGGGAUCCUGAGGCGGAGGCAGCUCUACUGCAGGACUGGAUUUCAUUUAGAAAUUUUCCCCAAUGGUACGAUCCAAGGAACCAGGCAAGACCACAGCAGAUUUGGUAUCCUGGAAUUUAUCAGUAUAGCAGUGGGCCUGGUCAGCAUUCGAGGGGUAGACAGUGGACUUUAUCUUGGAAUGAACGAGAAAGGGGAAUUAUACGGCUCAGAAAAGUUAACCCAAGAGUGUGUGUUCAGAGAACAAUUUGAAGAGAACUGGUAUAACACAUAUUCAUCGAACCUAUAUAAGCAUGUGGACACUGGAAGACGAUAUUAUGUUGCAUUAAAUCGAGAUGGGACUCCAAGAGAAGGGACUAGGACUAAACGGCAUCAAAAAUUCACACAUUUUUUACCUAGACCAGUGGACCCGGAGAAAGUCCCUGAACUAUAUAAGGAUAUUUUAAGCCAAAGUUGACAAAGACAUUUCCUUCACGUGAGCCCUUAAAAAAGAAAAAAAAGUAACCACUAUAAAGGUUUCAUGCGGUGGGUUCUUUGAUUAGCUGUGUCAUCACAUCAGCUCCACACUGUUGCCAAACUUUUUCGCAUGCAUGAUGUAUGAUGGAGGCUUGGAUGGAACAUGCUGAUUUCAUUCUGCACUUAAAGGGUUUGUCUUCCUGGAAGAGAGCCUAUGCCCAUCGCUUGAUUUAUUAUGAGAGGGAGGAAGGAAGGAAGAGUAAGAAGUGUGUGAAGGGGAAAGAGAAAGAGGGUAAAAGGGAGAAGCUGAAGCAAGAAGGAAGGGGGGAAAGGCCUGAUGCAUGCUGGGAAAUAGACACGCUUUUAAAUUUUUUGAUCCGUUGUACUUCAUCCUAUAUCGGCAUAGUUGCCAUACUUUGACUCAUCAGGAAUUUUGGCUGGUGGCCUGCUCAAGUGUACGCUGCAUUUUAAAAAAAAAGGCAUGGAGGGUACGGUCUUACUUACACAAUUAAACACACACACACACACACGCGAGACUUAUUUUCAGUUUGACUGCUCAAGUGGGAGUCACCCCUUGCUGAGUUUCAAGCAAAGAUCUCUUAGGUAACACAACAAAAAGAUUUAAAAAAAUAAAAAAAUGAAUAAAAAGUUAAAUUUAUUUAUAGAAAUUCCAAAGGCAACAUUUUAUUUAUUUUAUAUAUUUAUUUAUUAUAUAGAGUUUAUUUUUAAUGAAAUCUGUACAGGCCAGAUAGGCAGUUUGGAAGCUUUAGGCUCUGUAAAACAUUUCAACAGCCAGGCCACUACGAACCUGUGAACCACACAAGUCAAACGUAAAGGUGCAUGGAGGCAAAGGGAAGUCUAGUGACCCUAAUGUACGGAAGGUGGAAUCUCUUGUGUGCCCAUAUUAUUGUAAAGAUAUGCACAGCACUCUUAAAACUGAGUGCUCACUCUUCUGAUGGCUUGUUUCAUAGCUUAAAUCCCCCCUUUCCUCCCCAAGGAUUAAAGAUAAAACUGGGUCUUCAAAACUUUAAUUCUGUGUCUGUAAUAUUUCCUCUUUGAUAAGUGACUUAUUCCAUCUUUGUAAGCUUCACAGUUGUGAAAGAAAAAAGAAAGACAGGAAAAGAAGGGUUGGUAUAUAUUCUACUUGUUAAAAUCUACUGCAGAUAAUACCAAAGCUAAAUGAUAAAUAUGCUCUUUUUAUUUAAGCAGAAUGCCAGAAACAUCCUAAUAUUGACAUUUUGUACUAAUUAAGGUUCUCACAACUAGUACAAGAGGCCAGGGACAAGGUUCAACUCUUGUAAACUUGUUUAAUUGUGCACUUGCCUAUCUACUCUGAAAUUACACAAGUUCCAUAGGGGGUUCUUAUUGUAACAUCUUUUAUGGGGAAAGAAUUGCUUUCAGUGUGAACUGUCAUAAUACAUAUUAGCACCCUUCUUAAUGCAAAAUGAAACUAAUAAAUCUCUAUUGAGAAUUGCAAUGAGGGGGAAAGUACUAUACUCGUUUUAUUUCCUGAAGUUAUCUUUCCAAUGUUCCUGAAAGUAUAUCAUGCAGGCUCCACUUUCUUAUAUAUGUCAUUUGGAUUAGGUAACAUAACAAGUGCAAACACUCCUUUAGUUUUGGGCUAUAAUUUCAGACUUGCCCUUAGAAAAGAGCCUUUGUCACGAACCUUUGAGAACUACA